AAUAUAUUCUUGUUCUUCUUGUUCUUCUGCGAACCGCGAAGCGGAUGCGACGCUGUCACGUUUUUCACGACAAACACAAGAUCGCUGGACUAGGGGCAACAUCUUCUCCUCCUCAUCGGAAUUCGGACGUUGAUGCCGUAAUCGGAAUCCAUGGCGGUUCCGAAGCUUGCGACCCUAACGAUAUGUAUAGCUUUGAUUAUCUUCUCGGCUUCAGCGGACGUGAUCGUCGACGGGGAAGGAGAGGACAUAAUUGAAGUUGGGAGAGAGGAUGGCUCUGAUUCCUCCCUGCUCAAGAUCGAAUUGGAAAAACUCAAUUCAAAGAUCCGAGAGCUUGAGGUCCUUAUCGAUGAAAAAACACUGGAAUUGGAGAAAAAGGACGAUCUAAUAUCUCAGAAGGAUAAAAUAUUCAGGGACAAGUCAAAUAAAAUUUCAUUUCUGCAAAGCGAGAUAGAAUCUCUCCAGAGGGAAGGGAAGUUACACGCUGAGGAAAAAAUUGGAAAGGCUCAGGCGCGUGCUGGUGAAUUAGAGAAGCAGGUCAGUGAACUUAAAAGGGAAUUAUAUGCUCAAAAUAGGGAGAAAAAUGCUCUGGAAGAGCGAUCAAGUGAAGCUGAGAAGGAAAUGCAUAAAUCUAUUACAAAACUGGAGAAACUUCAGACCACUAAUAAAGAACAGAAGAGCAAAAUUCAGAAACUCGAACGUGCACUUAAAGUGGCCGAGGAAGAAAUGAUAAAGGCGAAGUUUGAGGUCACUUCAAAGACUGAAGAGUUGAUGGAGGUCCAUGGUGCAUGGUUUCCACCAUGGCUUGCUUCAUUCUGGAACGAGCAUGUAGAACCUGCAAUGCAUCUGGUGAUGCAAAAGAUGUGGGCGGGGAAGGCACAUGUGGAGAAUUGCGUGGGACCGCACAUAGAACCAAUUAAAGCUAAAUGGAUCCCUGCCAUGCAUGAACGGUGGGUGGUGGUGAAAACAAAUUCUAAGCCACAUUUGCAGUCGCUGUGUAAAAGAAGUUCAGAAGCCUAUGAGGCUUCAAAGCAAGCAUUGACUUCACAUAUUAUAAAAGCACAAGAAUUUGCCUCUCCCUACUUUCAGAAAGUAAAAAUGGUCAGCGAACCAUAUGUUGAUCACGUUGCUACUGUGACCAAACCUCAUGUUGACAAAGUUCGAGUAGCAUUAAAUCCAUAUACAAAGGAGUUAGCGCAUGCUUGUGGAAAGUUUUUGGAAUCUGCGGCUACACAUCAUCGAAUGGUUAAAUCCACCAUUCAAGAAAUGCUCAACAGUCAUGACAUUACAAGACCAAUUGCUACUAAAGAGUUCGAGUGGUUUUUGGAUUCUGCAUUGUUGGCCUUGCCCAUGAUAAUAUUGUUCAAUCUUUGCCGUUGCUGUGGCAUUUCCCGUAAAAAAGCUAGGAGACCUGGCCGGAGUGCCAACCCCACCAACGCACGUCGUAGGGCCAAAAGAGGAACUUCUGUCAAGUAAAGUAACAUCAUUGCUGAUCCUCUGUUGGGGACAAGUUUUUACAGGUGGACGGCACAUCUUCUGCUUGCAAAAUUCUCUAGAAAUCUGGAACUGUAAGGACAUUUUUUUUUGGAAGCUCUGGCAGUUUCAUGACCUAGUCUUGGUUGUUAGAUGUCCUGGAUACUAAUACCCCGGAAGUUUAGAAGUUGAAGUUAUACUUCGUUUUCAAUGUUUUGAAUUUGUACCUUACUUUCUUCUUUGUAAAUUAUGAAAAAUAAACCAUUUUGAAUUUUCA
Molecule: messenger RNA, 1747 nt
Organism: Momordica charantia (bitter melon)
Lineage: Eukaryota; Viridiplantae; Streptophyta; Magnoliopsida; Cucurbitales; Cucurbitaceae
Source: RefSeq, a predicted model, not a curated record